This is a messenger RNA of Colletotrichum destructivum, 1808 nucleotides long. RefSeq names its product Putative GTP binding domain, P-loop containing nucleoside triphosphate hydrolase. The record is from RefSeq and is a predicted model, not a curated record. The coding region runs from base 106 to 1767 and encodes 553 amino acids. Gene Ontology annotation, molecular function: GTP binding. The transcript is spliced from 2 exons. Gene Ontology annotation, cellular component: mitochondrion. NCBI's taxonomy places the organism in Eukaryota, Fungi, Ascomycota, Sordariomycetes, Glomerellales, Glomerellaceae.
CCCCUGGAAGCUCUUCUUCAUCGACGCCUGCCUCAUCAUCACUAUUGGCGACGAACCUAGUUUUUCCACAAGGUUGGUGACUGGCUUCAGUAAUCAGCCUCAGAGAUGCUAUAUAGCGCGUCUCGUUGUCGAGCCGCUGUUCAAACGCGCUGCCUCUCUACGCAACGAUGGUUGAGCAUCACGCCAACCAGAACUUACAACCCGCGACCUCAACCAGACGCGGAUGGGUGGUAUGACGGGCGCAGACACCCCAACCCCCAUCAAGAGCCAGGCUUUGAGAGGUCCAGGCCCAGAGAUGACCAUGACGGGCGAGACAGGAGGAUCUCAUCGACGUCGCAAAGAAACGCGUCUUACAGAGAUCCUGGUCGGUUCAGCUUCAGAGAUUAUAAGAGUACUCCUCAAGAAGGAGAGCGUCCCCGGGAUCGGGGGUUUGGCAGGCCUAUCCGGAUGAAGGGGUCGGAACAGUUUGUUCGAAGAGUCCUACCCCCGACGCCGAAGGCGCAUAUUCCGAAGAGAGAAGGUGGCGGCUUCGUCUUGAUGCCAAAACUAUCCCAAGAUGAACUGGACAAGAUCAGCACACCAAAGGACAUCUGGGAGGCCAGAUCGCUCUACUACAUGCCCCCAAAGAGGUCAAAGGAACAUCAGAAACCUGUUCCCAUUCCGAAUCUCGCACCAUCCCGGCAAAGAACUCGCAACAACGGCAUCGCCUCGGUCAGCGACAUCAAGGCGGCGAUCCAGGGCCGAUCCCAGGACCCAAAACCACAAUCUCCCCCUCCGCCCUCCGAAAUCCAGGGCGACGGCGGCGCCAUCUUCGCAUCCCCCGUCAACGACCUCCCGCACGCCCAGGCCGCUAGGUUCUUCCUCUCACCGCCCGCCAGCUUCUUGUACUCGGCGUUUCGCCUCCAACACCACCCGAUCAACACCACGACGCCCGAGAUCUGCGUCAUCGGCGCCAGCAACUGCGGAAAGUCGUCCUUCAUCAACGCCCUUACCGGCUCCGCCUCACUCGCCAAGGUCAGCGCUGUCGCGGGCAAGACGGUGUCGAUGAACGCGUAUGGCGUCGGCCCCCUCGCCGGCUUGCCGUUCCGAGAGCCCGUUGCAGCGGAGGGCGGCGGGCGGACGAGAGAGGAGAAGCCCGAGCACGGCAUCAUUCUGGUCGACACGCCCGGCUACGGUUACGCCUCCCAAGGAGAGUGGGGGCAGGCGAUUGUCGAGUACCUCAACAAGCGCACCAUGCUCCGCGGCGUCAUCCUCCUCCUCUCGUCCGAGAAAAAGGUCUCGGAGAAGGACGCACAGAUCGUCAAGAUUCUCGCCGACGUGGGGCGGCCGGUGAUGCUUGUCUUCACCAAGAUGGACAAGGCGUUGCUCCGCAGGGCCCGGGAGGAGGGCGGCAUCGCCGAGAGGCUGCGCGAGGCGGAGCGGUGCUUCGCAAGAACCGGGUGGGGCGGCUGGGAGAGGAAGGUGUACAUUACGGCGGCGAGGAUGGAGCGCGACAAGAGUUGGAAGGUCGACGCGACGGGCAGCGCGGCGGGCAUGGCCGGGGUGAGGAUGGGGGUGUUGGAACUGGCCGGUAUCAGGGAGUUUGUUGCUCCUGAAAAGGCGCGGGUUUCGCCGAUAAAGGCGGCAUCGGGGACGGGGACGGAGACGAAGCUGGAGGAGAAGAGGCUGGAGCCGGGCAAGGCCUUGGAGAGCGACCCGGCGGCGUGGUCGGGCGACGUGGUGUCGUUCGAGGAGCUGGAAAAGAAAUUCGGCGAUUGGAGCUCGUGAGGUACUGGUGGUGAUGUACGAUAGUGUUUCGAUCUGACGAA